Geodia barretti is the source of this 531-nucleotide messenger RNA. The record is from the annotation of a GenBank genome assembly. NCBI's taxonomy places the organism in Eukaryota, Metazoa, Porifera, Demospongiae, Tetractinellida, Geodiidae.
AUGGCCAAAACGACCGACCCCAUUAUCAACUGCCUGGAACGAAACUGGGACAUGAUCGAAUUGACUCUGGCGGGCAUGGACGACGAUAUGCUCACUCGCGCGCCCGCCAACGAGUGCAACUCGGCAGCCUGGAUACUGUGGCAUUUGACCCGCGUAAUGGACAUGUUCGUCCACUUGCGGCUCCAGGAUGCAGAGCAGCUGUGGACAAAGGACGGGUGGGUGGAGCAAUUCAGCGUGCAGCCGGGCAUCGAAGACAGGGGAGUUGGUUGGACCGCGGAGCAGGUGGCGGCGUGGACCCCGCCUUCGCGAGAGGUGCAGGAGGGUUACUACCUUGCCGUGAAGGCUGCCACACAGGCUUACCUGGCCCAAGUCACGGAGGAGGAACUGGCCAGGGAGAUCGUGCUGCCGCCGCUUCCCGAGCCGAGAAGCCUCGCCGCGUGCUUUGGACAGGUUAUGUGGGACAACCUGGCCCAUGGCGGGCAGAUAGCGUACCUGCGUGGUCUGUACCAGGGUAUGGGCUGGCACCGUUAG